CUGAACCACUCGGGGCAAUGACAUCAUCUGUCAUCCAGUCUCGGCGCUCGAUCGGAGAACGUCCAGGAAAUUCGAAUUUUUGCAAUUACGAUAUGGUCACUGCGGAUCUUCAAAUUAUCAUGUUCACUUUACACGUGUGGCUGCACUGGCACGAGCGGAAGUGACGUCGAGGGAAGAGUUAUAUCAAAUUGUACCGUUACGCAUCGCCACAUAUCGCGCUUUUACGCGAUUUCAACAUGGGUUCGAGAGAAAAACCAGCUUGUAUGGAAUUUGUAUUUGUUAGAGAAGACAGCGAAAGUCGACAGGAGAAGGUGAAAGCGUUCUGGAAGUUUUUGGACAGCCAGAAUUGCUUGCAACCCCAUAAAGGUACAUUGGGGGAGGUACAUGAAUCAUCGGAAGCAGAAUCGGCAGCUUCGAGCUUAGAAGAAGCUAUAAAGGAGAAGGAUAUUUGGCGCAAAGGAUUGAAAGUCUUCCAGCAACUCGGUCUGGAUAAAGCUGCGUUCGCAGCCGAUAAAAAGUGUCGACCCUGUCAUAUGCAGAAAACAAUCAGUUGCGAGAAUCUAGCUGAUACGGUGACGGAGCCGUACGAGGAAUUGAACGCCGACAUGAAAGCUUUCGACGAACGUCAGAAAAGUCGCGCCUCGGAUCGGUGCAAAGCAUCUUAUGCCGGAGAUAAAUUAAAUCAACGCAACUCCUAUUAUGCGAAAACGAAAAAAUAAUAUUUAAUUUGUUAAUCUUUAAUUCUUCACUGAGAAAAAAAUGCUGUUGAUUCAAUUAAACGCGACGUCACGAACUGCCAUCAACAUAUGCAGUUGAUUCAACAGUAUAUUAGUAUAAACAAAAGCAUGACAUCUUGAUUUGAUUAAUAAUGUCAUUGAAUUAACAAAAUACUGAUGAAUCAACUGCAUAUGUUGAUGGCAGCCCGUAACGUCGACGUUUAAUUGAAUCAACAGUAUUUUUUCAGUGUUUGAUUUCAAUAUUUAAAUUCAACUAAUCAAUAAAAAAAUACAUGCGUUUAUUUAUUGGAAAUUAUCGGUUUCAAUCUUCUCGUUACUAAAAAAAAAAAAAAACGUUACGAGGAAAUUUCAAACGCAUGAUACGAUAAAUAACUUGCAAGAUGUCUCGAUGACAUAGAAUGCUUCACUGAUCGCACGUUUUUAAGCCGCUAUCGAAGAUAAGCAGUACACAUCAAUCGAUGUAAUCGAUGGCAGGAAUUACAACGUUUACGAUACUCGCGGCACACGAAGGCCGAGCUCUACUUCGAGGUUGUCAGUUGUUUAAUGGAAUUGGAGCGAGCCGGAAUAUGGAUGAGUAGGGUAGCGCACAUCUCUCUCUCCGGGUACCGUGCUGGUGUGUAUCGGAUUUCCUUAGUCCUCGGAGGUCGACGUUGUUUCGAGCAAGGUGCGCUGCGCCACGGGAGCUGCUGUGAAUGGACCGGCGGAUUCUGAAUCCUUACGCGACAUCUGGCCUCCUCCAACCGACGACAUCAUCUUCUUAUUGUCAGUUGGCCGUACAAGUGAGACACUUUGCGAACUCAAUUGGGAACCUCGCUCGCUAGGAUCUUCUCGAGAAUUUUCGCAACCGUAACUCCGUUCCACGCAACCCUGAUGUCUGACACGUCGCACGAGAGGGUCGUCCUGGUUUUCAUACCUCUUCCGCGAUGAUGGAACCGCACCAUCUGGAGCAUAAUGGACAUGCCGAUGGAAGAAGGACGAGCGGGACACGAACAUGCAGAGACAAAAGCAAGCGGUAAAAGGUUGAUCGAGGACCCCCCAACCGGGUGUUGGAGGACGACAUGGGCCCCUGACGACGACAUAGGGAGGUCCGGAGUAGCGCAAGCGGAACCGGGAUGAGGCUGCGCCGUGCCGAUCAGACGAACAAUGGAGGCGGGAUGCUCAUUUGUCUGCGGGCAUUGUUGUUCACCCGGCCGGAAACACGAGCCUCAUACUCUCCUUUUCCCCUCUCUGUUUCUCCAUCUCUCUUUUUCUCUCCCCCUCGCGUUCGCCAUCCGUGCAUCCUCCUCGUCAAUGUCUCCCUCCAUAUCCCGCGGUACCUUUUUCCAGUAUGAAAGUACCGCGAUGAUUCCGCCAAUCGUGUCGCUCGACGUCCGCAGGUCGAUGGUGCAAAAAUUCGGGAUAACCGUUUCCACCAUGUUCAACCGCGAGUCGACGCACAAUGUUGAAUGUGUCCCGACUCCGCUGACUUAUCGAUCGGUGAAGGCUCUCGCAUCGGGUCGUCAUUUAAAGGAGAUUCUUAAGAAGAAGAUAUCUCGGCUCUUGUAACGUGGACAAGAACAGAUAGACAACCGACAAUAUUGUUCUUUGUCAAGCAUUUCUAAUACGAGCACCUUUGUGCUCUGUCGUAGCAACCUAAUUUCUCCUUCGAGCUUUUGGCUGAUAGAUCCUAUUCAAAUUAUCGGUUGCUAAAGAGAGUCGUUAAUUAGUGACUAUCAUCUGCUACUCGAUAAUGUAUCUGAUAGCUCAUUAAUUUAAACAAUAAUAUAUAUAUAUACAUUAUGUAGCUUCUUAUAUAGAUAUAUAAUUGUAUACAAUUUAAUAGACUUGGAUCGCAUUCCAAGAGGUUUAAUAAUAUUCGCAUAAAUAAAUAUCAUUGAUUCGAUGA
Nylanderia fulva is the source of this 2622-nucleotide messenger RNA. The record is from RefSeq and is a predicted model, not a curated record. NCBI's taxonomy places the organism in Eukaryota, Metazoa, Arthropoda, Insecta, Hymenoptera, Formicidae.